Messenger RNA from Lactuca virosa, 835 nucleotides. NCBI's taxonomy places the organism in Eukaryota, Viridiplantae, Streptophyta, Magnoliopsida, Asterales, Asteraceae. The record is from the annotation of a GenBank genome assembly.
AUGUCUUUUACCGGAACACAGCAAAAAUGCAAGGCUUGUGGGAAGACUGUUUACCCAGUGGAGCUUUUGUCUGCUGAUGGUAUUGAUUAUCACAAAUCUUGCUUCAAGUGUAGCCAUUGCAAAGGUACCCUUAAGUUGAGCAAUUACUCAUCAAUGGAAGGUGUGCUCUACUGCAAGCCUCACUUUGAGCAGCUCUUCAAGGAGAGUGGAAAUUUCAACAAAAACUUCCAAUCACCUGCAAAGGCGGCUGAGAAGUUAUCUCCAAUGCUGACAAAGUCACCGAGCAAAGCUGCAGGCAUGUUUUCGGGGACUCAAGAGAAAUGUGCUACUUGUGGCAAAACUGCUUAUCCUCUCGAGAAGGUAACAGUGGAGAAUGAAUCAUACCACAAGUCUUGUUUCAAGUGCUCCCAUGGAGGCUGUUCUUUAUCUCCGUCAAACUAUGCAGCAUUGGAGGGGAUUUUGUAUUGCAAGCAUCAUUUCUCACAGCUCUUCAAGGAGAAGGGGAGCUACAAUCAUCUCAUCAAGUCUGCAUCCAUUAAGCGCUCUGCAGCAGCAGCAGCAGCAGCAACAGCAGCUGCAGCUUCUAUCCCAGAAGUUUAAGUUCAUCAUCUUCAUCUUCUUACCAUUUUCCAACAAAGUUUUCAGCUUGUUUUGCUUGUGUUUGUCUUUUAUUGGUUAUCGUUUGAUGAGUAAGCUUUCCUUUCGACUUAUUGACUUCCUUUUGUUUGAUUGGUUGGUUCCAUGGGUGCCCAUAUUUAUCUAAACAUACUACUCCCUCUGUACUUGAAAUUUAGUUGUGACUUAUUUCUCAUACACUCAAAACUCUCUUUUUUCU